AUGGAGAACAUUGGAGUGACUGAUAUGGCAACAGAAUCGGAAGAUACGGCAAGGGUACGCACCCUGACCGAGAAAGGUGAGGGAGUCUACAUCUCACAGCGUGACAAGUACUGUCAAGACAUCGAGUACAUGUGGACUCUCCUUGACACAUUACUUCAAGAGACAGACGUCUCACCAGACAACGUGCAUGCUGGAGUGAAGUUGGAACAACAAAUCACGCACGCCCACACACGAUAUCAGAGACUGGUAGAUGAUUAUACGUCCUUCUUAAAAUCAACAAGAACACAGCAAAGUGCCAGAGACUUAGAGGCCGGUAACAGGAUGUGUGAAAGUCGACAGAAAUUAAUCGAUCUAGCCCUUCUACAACUGAGACAGACGACACAGCCAUCCACUCAGGAAGGUGCAAAUUACGUCCGUGACCAGGACAGUAUAGCUUCGUCUCGCAGUGGAGCGUCGACCACAUCAAGCAUCGCUAGAAGGAAACGAGCUAAAGCAGAGGCAGCCAAGGCAGCACUAGUGUUUUCUCAACAACAAGCUGAGAUGAACCACCAAAAGACCUUGAUUCGACAGGAAACAAUCCGCAAGAAAGCUCAGUUUGAAGUAGACGCAGCUGAGGAGUCUACACAGCUUACAAGACUCGACAACGAGAUGACAAUUUUGGCAAGUAAGAAAGAAAUUGCUAUGCUGGAAGCUGAGGCCAGAAUCCUAGAAGAAGAGGAGGGUCAAAUUCGAGACUUCGACUACCGACCUCCUACCAGCCGCAACAACGGGUGA
Lottia gigantea (owl limpet) is the source of this 774-nucleotide messenger RNA. RefSeq lists its product as hypothetical. The coding region runs from base 1 to 774 and encodes 257 amino acids. The record is from RefSeq and is a predicted model, not a curated record. The transcript has a single exon. NCBI's taxonomy places the organism in Eukaryota, Metazoa, Mollusca, Gastropoda, Lottiidae.